GUCCACGCGACAUUUCGCGGAAUUAUGUGGUGUUGACACCUAUACUUACUUAUAGAAGCCCGUAAACGGAGAAUAAACAAGCCCGCGAUUCGUUCAAUUCCAAUACAAUCGACGGAGUAAGUAACUACAACUCUGUUAUAUACCUGGUAGGUACGAGAUCUUCAGCAGAUUCUUUGUUCGUUCACCCCAUUGACACACAAUAAAGUCAAUUGAUUCACUGCAAGCCAGCCUCUGACUGCUGGGCGACAAACUGAUAUUGAUUAAUAGUGGAAUUGUACUUUCCACCAGGUAACUUCAAGUCUCGUUCUACUCUACUCUACCACCACUACACCAACCAUACAACCACCAUGGCUGCCUUAUCAGCAUCAGACGCCACUCCCCAGAGACCUCGCGUCCUCCUUCUCUCUAUCGAUUCCCAACCCUGGUUUGACGAGAUGUACUCUUAUCUCGUUGACAAACUAUUCCAACACGCCACAAUCCAGCGCGCCUCCAACUCCGACGCUGCAGUCCGCUACCUCAGCGCCAACCACCCACACGCGAUCCUCGCAACCGACCCUGGUCUCACAGAUCCCUCCAACUCGCGCGCCCUCGACAGCGUUCUAACCUACGUGCGCUCCGGCGGCGUCCUAAUCUUCUGCUGUCUCUUCUCCAGCUUCAUUAACGCACCAACCUUCAACCGCUUCAUGCGGACGAAACUCAACUUCCCCUGGGCAUUCGGCGACUAUCACCGCACAACCGUAUAUCUAAACCAGCGUGCGGUCCUUUCAUCCGCAACAAAUCGCUAUCUGGCCAAAGAGAGACUUCCGCAGUCCUACUCGCAAAAGGCGGUGCAUCUAAAAAAUGUCGAUAAUGCAGUGGCGCUGUAUCUCCCCGGGAGGGACUCAGUAGUCGAGUCGCAUGUCUUCCUUCCGGAGCCGGUUAAUAGGGAGCAGACGCCGGUGGCGUUUCAGAAUUUGGGACAAGGGUGUGUUGGGUAUAUAGGAGAUGUGAAUGGGGAGGAAGGGUCGGAUCAGGUUAUUUUGGCGAUGUGUGGGGUUUAGAGAGGGCGUGUCUCUUCUAUGGUAUUGAUGAAGUUUUGUGGCGAUGAACUGAUAUUGAUAUCUAGGAUGGAGAGAGGGUCAUGGCCGAUCUGCUAAUUCAAACUAUGCACGUGCGGGGAUUGACUGGAUGUUUAUCGAAUUCUACAUUUUAAUGAUAUCAUAUCAGAUAGACACUCUUCGUAAGGUAAUAGCAGCUCUUCUGAACAAUUUCGUUUCUAAUGCCCAAGACA
This is a messenger RNA of Paecilomyces variotii, 1270 nucleotides long. RefSeq lists its product as hypothetical. The transcript has a single exon. The coding region runs from base 348 to 1040 and encodes 230 amino acids. The record is from RefSeq and is a predicted model, not a curated record. NCBI's taxonomy places the organism in Eukaryota, Fungi, Ascomycota, Eurotiomycetes, Eurotiales, Thermoascaceae.